Messenger RNA from Athalia rosae (coleseed sawfly), 2178 nucleotides. RefSeq names its product zinc finger and BTB domain-containing protein 14-like. Gene Ontology annotation, biological process: regulation of transcription by RNA polymerase II. Gene Ontology annotation, cellular component: nucleus. Gene Ontology annotation, molecular function: protein binding. The coding region runs from base 168 to 1412 and encodes 414 amino acids. The transcript is spliced from 6 exons. The record is from RefSeq and is a predicted model, not a curated record. Lineage: Eukaryota; Metazoa; Arthropoda; Insecta; Hymenoptera; Athaliidae.
UUCUGCGCCCAACGACCACUUUUUUAAUCACCCCCUUAACCCCGAACCGCGAAAAAAAAGUAGUGAAUGGAUAGGGAUAGAUGGUGCAGGAAAGAAACGACGGAAAAAAGAGACAUUUUUAUUGAAGAUUUUCGAGGGUAGAUGCAGAUAAAUUAUUACAGAUAAACAUGAACAGCGCUACCAAGGAUAUAGACAACUCAGAUUACUCUCUAAAAUGGAACAACUUUUCCGAUAAUUUGACCUGUGGUUUCCUGUCUCAUUUAACCGACAAGGAAUUAGUCGAUGUCACGAUUGCUGUGGAGGGCAAACUACUGCAAGCUCAUAAGCUUGUUUUGUCGGUAUGCAGCCCUUAUUUUAAGGAGAUAUUCAAGGUAAAUCCUUGCACACAUCCUGUUGUGGUAUUAAAAGAUAUCGGCUACGCAGAGGUCGAGGCUCUGUUGAGGUUCAUGUACAAAGGCGAAGCAAACGUUAAUCACAGUGACCUUGCUUCAUUUUUGAGAGUCGCAGAGGUCCUCAAAAUCAAGGGCCUUGCCGAGGAUGAGUCCAAGUCCGUUGAUAGGGUUGCAGAGGGCAAAGACACAAAUCUAUCUGACGACGUUGAAGAAGUGGAGCUCGACCUCUACGAUUGUCCAGUUACCAGCGCAGUCCAAGUGCAACCAAAACCAUCAGACAAAUGUACGGUCUCUGUGAAAAGACCGAACGAGUCGGGGACGAGAUCUUCUUUGACAACCCCCAAGAAAAGCAGAAUAUCACCGCCGCCACUAAGAGAGUUAGAUGCCUUUGGAGAAAGUCCUCGGUGCCUUAAAGCCAAAUCUGAACCACCAGAGGAUUACAAUUUACCGGAAACAUUACCCUACUUUGCGGACGAGCCGUUGGGAGAAUAUUUAAACUCUUCAAGGAGCACGUGCAAAGAUAUUCGGAAGGAGGACCCGAAUAGCGAUCUGGCCUGCAGAGAACAAGCAUCUUCGAACAGUUUGAUAUCUGAACCAUGUUCGCAAGGCGAAGAAGUGACACAAGGGCUCUUGUCGUUUCUGCGGAGUUCCAGAGGUAAUCUUCAACUGGCUCACGGUGGUCACAUCUUCACGGUACAUUGCAAGGCCGGUGUAAAGACUUAUUGGAAAUGCAUACACCGUUCAUUACUCGUUGUGGAACCGGUAACUUACAGACUAUCUGCUCGAGGUCGUCCGCAAUUGGUCCAUGAAGGAUAUGUGUAUAAUCUGACAUCUCGCUCCGAAGUCUUGAAUCGAUCCCAUUAUCGAUGCGCCGAACAACACCGUGGUUGUCGUGGCAAAUGUGCAGUCAUCGCCGAAAGGUUCAUGCCCACCGGAGUCCACGAACAUAAUCAUCCACCCGGUUACCAAUCCGAAUACGAGUACAGGAAGAAAAAAGGAUUAGACACAGAGAUUGUUUAAGAUCGGAGACCUUCGGGGGAUGCCUUCGAGGCAUGGUUGUUUUUCUAGCAAAACAGGAAGUAAUCCAAGGAGACCAGAACUGGGAGAAACAAACUAUGAUUAUUACCUAGAAUCAAUCUUCUCCAUAAUGCGUUUGGAGACUUAAUAAUUUACUCUCAUGUUCAGCAGUAUUUGCUACACAAUAAGGCGAUGGGGAGAAAGGUCAUGCCUGCAAAUUACCCGAUGAGCUUGACUUGACUUUAAUUACUUUAAUUUAUUUCGCGCUAUGUCGCUUCUUUCUGAGUUAUUAAGUUUGAAACGCGAUGUGAGAUUAUACACUACCUGUGACGAAGCUUGGCGAUAUUUACACAGGUUCCAUUCCUCUUUGAGUUCCAUAUACUAGUAUAUUAGGUAUUCGAAAUACCUAUACACAGAUGUAUGCAAGUGUUUCGUGUAAAUAGUUUUCAUCCGCAUUGUUUUUAUGAAAGAGUAUUAUUUAAAUAUCUCGCGGAUUUUGUUGAGUUUAAACUUGCGCAUUCCUUGAUCGUCGUUGGCGGAGAUUCGAAAUGGUAAUCACAGGCCCUGAUGCGCGAACGCGUCGUCUCUUACCAACAUUAAGAUGUAUCGAAAUUAACAUUCCAACCGAAGCUUCCGAAGUUAUCAUGUUACGUCAACGCAGUACUGUACCGGUUAAGUUAGAAUCGUGUUAAAUAAAGUCUCCACGUUGAUUUUCGUUUUCGUAAUUAAAAAUUAUCAAACGUUGAAAUAAAAUAUGUGUCCUAUGUUA